AUGGGCGUUUCCGAACACGUGUCCGCUACCGAUCUGCCCAAUCUAGAUCUGGAUAGACCUGGCUCACAUGGAGCUGAUGAUGAAGACAUUCCCCGGAGGAAACAACGCCGUUACAGAACUACAUUCACCAGUUACCAACUUGACGAGUUAGAGAAAGCAUUCGGAAGGACGCAUUAUCCUGAUGUUUUUACUAGGGAGGAAUUGGCUCUGAAAAUUGGUCUCACAGAAGCAAGAAUACAAGUAUGGUUUCAAAACCGGCGAGCAAAAUGGCGUAAGCAGGAAAAGGUGGGACCACAUGCGCACCCGUAUAGCGGUUAUCUGGGCAGCGGGCAACCCCUCCCCCCACCGGCCAGUUUACCACCACCCCCGCACCCCCUCUCACAGCUCGGCUUCAGCUUGAGGAAACCGUUUGACAACGCAUUAGUGUCGUUCAGAUACGCGAAUACGCCACUAUUCGGAGCUCAAUACUUGCCCCCUCUCUCGCGGCCUCUCCAUUUUGGCGCACCGCUUUACGCGACGUCGCCCGCGCACUUCCACUCGCUGCUAGCCAACCUGACCGCACCAGAGGCGCCGAGGCUGUCCCCACAAUACUCCGACCACACAUCAGAGCAUUCUAGAGUCUCCUCGGAAGCAAGGGUAUCCCCCGACCGUUCGCGGCCACAAUCCCCUGCACCGUCCAUCUCCCCCCCAAUUUCACCUGGCAGUGAGUCUAUACAUGUGGACGAUGUGGCUAGCUCUAGUAUUCAUGCGUUGAGGCUGGCGGCCAGGGAACACGAGAUCCGAUUAGAGUUAUUGAGGCAAAGAGCCGAUUUAAUGUGUUAA
Leptosia nina is the source of this 822-nucleotide messenger RNA. Lineage: Eukaryota; Metazoa; Arthropoda; Insecta; Lepidoptera; Pieridae. The record is from the annotation of a GenBank genome assembly.